This is a messenger RNA of Pseudophryne corroboree (corroboree frog), 10406 nucleotides long. Its product is annotated as KIAA2012 ortholog. The transcript has 21 exons. The record is from RefSeq and is a predicted model, not a curated record. Bases 1 to 2793 code for a protein of 930 amino acids. NCBI's taxonomy places the organism in Eukaryota, Metazoa, Chordata, Amphibia, Anura, Myobatrachidae.
AUGGCGUCCCUGGCAGAAUCAGCGGGUGAUGAGCGGCAGAGCCAGGCGGGUGAUCCCGAGGAGCCAGUGUACCCAGGGGCAGAGCGGAGAGUCCGGCCUCUGCAGAUGGACAUUGCUUGGAAUGUGGAAGCCGACACAGAUGGUGAUGUUCUACCAAUGUCUGAUGCCCCGCCACUGGGCUCUCUGCCUUCUAUAAAUGGAAAGAAAGGACCCGGGAACCAAUGUAGUAUGGCGAAUGUAAAGGCCAGCAUUGGCAACGGCACCAUGAGCUCCAAGGGUCUGCCCACUGGCAUCAUUCGUGGCUCACUCCCAGAAGAACUGAAAGAGUGCUGUAAGGGCAGUUCUGUAGGCAGCCUAAUAAUGAGCCCCAAUGGGGAGAUAGUAUGCCUUUCCCUGAUGGGGGCGGCCCGUGACACAGACAUUCCCAUCCGCUUUGAUUUCAUUGCCGAGGAAGAAAAAGAAGAAUGCCUUCUAGAGCGAUCUGCAGGCCGUGACGAAGAGUCGUCUGACAUUCAGCAGGAUCCGGAGACCGAGGCAGCCAGUCCUAACCUACAUACAUCAGAGGCAGCCAGUCCUAACCUACAUACUUCAGAGGCAGCCAGUUCUAACCAACAUACACCAGAGAGAGGAACCUCGCCUCCCUACCACAAAGCUCAGGGAUAUGCUGUUUAUAAAGGAAAGAAGAUCCCUAACGUGGAGACGGCCAUGCAAGGAAACAGCGCAGAGCAGCUUAGAGAUCAGACAGCCGCUGAGAAGAGUCCUAGAGAGAAGGAGAAGGCUGUGACAGGCGGGCAGAAGACGGAUAUACAGGCCAGCCAGAGAAGAGAUGUAAGACAUGCGCCGAUCAUGACUGCAGCGCUCCCGCAGGAAAACAUGGAAUGCAUAUCCUCAGAGAUAGAAACGGCAGAACCAUCCAUCGUCAGUACAAGAGAUUUCCAAAAUGAUAAUGCUGCAGAGGAGCUCCCAUCCCCCCGGGGGUUGCAGAAAUCCCCUCGGUCACCACACAGAGGUGAGGAGACCCCACAGCAGAAGCUGACACAGACAGUCCACAAAUCCCCUUGGUCACCACAUAGAGGUGAGGAGAGCCCACAGCAGGAGCUGACACAGACAGUCCACCAGACCAAAAACGAGGAGUUGACGGAGUAUGAGAAGUCUGAAACCUCACCAGAUCACACAGAAGUCAGACCUGCUGCGGAUACACUCAGCCUACCAGUACAGGGACGACAGGGGGGCGGUGAUGCUACAGCGCCACCUACUGCUCAGGAACAGCACAGCAGCAGCAGAACAAGCUCCAGAAACCAACCAAACACAAAACAGAAGACCUCAGACACUGCAAAGAAACAACCAGCAAAGCCCAGAAAGAAACACCCCGAAAUAGUUACAGAUGUGGAGAAAGUCCCCAGUGAGGGGAGAGAGGUGCAGCCUGACGUUCCUCCACCUACAGAAGACAUUGCAGAAAGUAACAGCGGCCCUGCACAGCGCCACAUACCGGGACAGGAGGAGGCACUAGCAGCGCAAAGCACCAAAACUCUGGAAAAAGAGAAUACAAGGCCGAAGGGAAAAAACAAAACUGAGAAGGCAAAAAAGCCAAAGAAACCUGAGGCCAGAGUGUCCAAGAGGGCAAAUCAGGGAGCUGCGGCAGAACAAGGAAAAUCUGCAUUUGUUGUAGGACAACCCAGACAUAAGAAAGCAGAAGACAUCCUCUACCAUCCAAAGAGACCCCCGGGGCAGGUGCAGAGGCAGGAGACCCUUCAUGAAGCGCAGGGAGAGGAGGAACAUGAGACAGACAACGAGAGUGAGGACUCUUAUGUAGUAGAGCGACACGAGGAGAGAACGCCCACACCAACAGCGCCCACAGACCUUCAUUCCAGCUCAGACACAGCGCCCACAGACCUCCAUUCCGGCGCAGACACAGCGCCCACUCUGCAAGCAGCCGAGAAACGUACGACCAGCACAGAUGAUGCCACAAGUCAGGCGGACGAUGACCAGGCGUACAGCGAAGCAUCGGAAGCAGCAUCGGAGCUGGCGGAUUUCCAGGCUGCUGGCAGCUCAGUCCAUCAGCGGAGGUCAUCACGGGCGCGGGCCCUGUCAGAGAAAGCGGAGCGGAGGAGGCUGGAGGUGGAGCGGAAGAGGCGGGAGCGAGAAGAGCAGCUGCACCUGGAGAGAGAACAGCAGGAGAGGAUGGAGAAGAUGCAGGAAGAGCUGGAAGAGCAGCAGCGGAGAAGAGCAGAGGAGAUGCGCCUGAGAAAGCAGCAGGAGGAGGAAGAGAAGCUACGUCAGGCACAAGAAGCUGCCCGCAGGAUGCAGCUGGAACAGCAGGCAGUAGAGCGAGCACGACAGCAGCAAGAGGAACACCGCAGGAAGCUGCAAGAAAUACAGAAGCGGAAGCAGCAGGAAGAGAUGGAGAGGAAAGCACUAGAGAACCAGAGGCAAAAGGAACUGGAGCGAUUAGAAGCCGAGGAGCGCCUCCGUCUACUGGAAAUGGCAGCGGAUGAGAGGGAGGAAUACAUCAGGCGGAAACGGGAAAAGGAGGAACAAGACAGGCGGGAGGCAGAGGAGAGGAGACUGAAGGCAGAGGAAGAAGCAAGGGCUAUAAUGGAGGAAGCUCAGAGAAGAGCUCAACUAUUGGCCAGGCAAACGGCGGCUCUGGAGCAACAGCUGCAGUUUAAUCGAGGGCUUCUGAAGGAAUCUCUUGGCAUGGACCAGACCCAAGGAGUCUCCAGGCCGUGGGUGUUCUCUUAUUUUGAGUUUCUGGAGCUGCUCGGGCUGCCUCUCCCGGUAGAAGGGGAGUAAUACAAAGACGUACAAAGAGGAUGGAUUAGCUAUGGAGCGAAUGAUCAGUAUGGAGCAGAAUGUCUUCUAGCAAAAGGGAAGCAGAAACUAAGCAUUCCCCUUAUACCGCCUCCCCUGACCUGGCGCGGCAUUCCCCUUAUACCGCCUCCCCGGAUCUGGUGCGGCAUUCUCCUCACACUGUCUCCCCUGACCUGGCGCGGCAUUCCCCUUAUACCGCCUCACCGGAUCUGGUGCGGCAUUCUCCUUACACCGUCCCCCCUGACCUGGCGCGACAUUCUCCUUACACCGUCCCCCCUGACCUGGCGCAGCAUUCUCCUUACACCGUCCCCCCUGACCUGGCGCGGCAUUCUCCUUACGCCAUCCCACCUGAUCUAGCGCUGCAUUCUCCAUACACCACCUCCCCUCACCUGGCACGGUAUUCUCCUUACACCGCCUCCCCUGACCUGGCGCGGCAUUCUCCAUACACCGCCUCCCCUGACCUGGCGCGGCAUUCUCCUCACACCGCCUCCCCUGACCUGGCAUUCUCCAUAUACCACCUCCCCUGACCUGGCGCGGCAUUCUCCUUACACCGCCUCCCCUGACGUAUCACAAGUCUUUUUAGUACCAGUGUCCCUGUCAUAGGUAUUGCAUAUGUCAUACAUUCAGUGUAUCAGUGCUUCUGAAACGCCAUCCACAUACUGAUGGUUAAAUGUAAAUGACUGAGUUACUAAUGAAGUCACCUGUGGUCAAGCACGGAUAUACUUACACCCUGGACUGUUAAUGUGUUUUGAGGACUUAGUCUGAGGAAGACGGAUGUGGAGCACAGUCCGGCCGUUAUAUGGGUGUGGCGGCUCCUGGGAGCACUUCCUGCGGCCUGUUCUAGAACAGCUGCUCACACAGCGCUUCUGUCUCCCCGCAAUCAGCGCUGAAAGCAGCGGGAUCAUGAUACUGAAUGGUGGGGAAUACAAAAUAUACACAGCGCUACAAUUAUUAAUAAUCUUCUGAUGUAGACUGUAUAACUAAUAGAAUAAAUCUACAUAUAUAUAUAUACUGAUGUAAAAUGUAUAGCAAAUAGUAUAAAUAUAUAUAUAUAUAUAUAUAUAUUCUGAUGUAGAAUGUAUAGCUAAUAGUAUGAAUCUGUGAUUAUGCAAAGUGGCACUAUAUUCUAUAAUUGUUCUGUUCAAUUUAUUAUAAUGAAUGGUUAUGCUCUGAAAACACAAUGUAUCACUCAAACAUGGAUGGAUUUAUCGCUCUCUACCUAUCUAUCUAUCUAUAUAUAUAUAUAUAUAUAUAUAUAUAUAUAUAAAAUAAGAUUUUAAACCUACCGGUAAAUCUUUUUCUCCUAGUCCGUAGAGGAUGCUGGGGACUCCGUAAGGACCAUGGGGUAUAGACGGGCUCUGCAGGAGACAUGGGCACUAUAAAGAACUUUAGAAUGGGUGUGCACUGGCUCCUCCCUCUAUGCCCCUCCUCCAGACCUCAGUUAGAGAAACUGUGCCCAGAGGAGAUGAUUUUGUUAAUCUAAGGGCAAGAUUCAUACCAGCCCACACCAUACACACCGUAUAACAUGGUAUAUACUAAACCAGUUAACAGCAUGAACAAAACAGCAUCAGCCAGAGACUGAUCUCAACUGUAACAUAACCCUUAUGUAAGCAACAACUAUAUACAAGUCUUGCAGAAAUAUGUCGGCACUGGGACGGGCGCCCAGCAUCCUCUACGGACUAGAAGAAAAAAAUUUACCGGUCGGUUUAAAAUCUUAUUUUCUCUGACGUCCUAGUGGAUGCUGGGACUCCGUAAGGACCAUGGGGUUUAUACCAAAGCUCCCAAUCGGGCGGGAGAGUGCGUAUGACUCUGCAGCACCGAUUGAGCAAAUGCGAGGUGCUCGUCAGCCAGGGUAUCAAACUUAUAGAAUUUUGCAAAAGUGUUUGAACCCGACCAAGUCGCUGUUCAGCAAAGCUGUAAUGCCGAGAUGCCUCGGGCAGCCGCCCAAGAAGAGCCCCCCUUCCUCGUGGAAUGGGCCUUUACCGAAUUUGGUAACGGCAAUCCAGCCAUAGAAUGAGCCUGCUGAAUCGUGUUACAGAUCCAGCGAGCAAUAGUCUGCUUCGAAGCAGGAGCGCCAACCUUGUUGGCUGCAUACAGGACAAACAGUGCCUCUGUUUUCCUAACCCUAGCCGUCCUGGCUACAUAAAUUUUUAAGGCCCUGACUACAUCAAGGGACUUGGAAUCCUCCAAGUCACCCGUAGCCACAGGCACCACAAUAGGUUGGUUCAUAUGAAACGACGAAACCACUUUAGGCAGAAAUUGAGGACGAGUCCUUAACUCUGCUCGAUCCACAUGGAAAAUCAGAUAGGGGCUCUUGUGAGACAAAACCGCCAAUUCGGACACACGCCUUGCAGAUGCCAAGGCCAAUAACAUGACCACCUUCCAAGUGAGAAAUUUUAAUUCAACUGUUUGAAGAGGUUCAAACCAGUGUAAUUGAAGGAACUGUAAUACCACGUUAAGGUCCGACAGUGCCACCGGGGGCACAAAAGGAGGUUGUAUGUGCAGCACUCCCUUUACAAAAGUCUGGACUUCUGGGAGAGAAGCCAAUUCCUUCUGAAAGAAUAUAGAUAAGGCCGAAAUCUGCACCUUAAUGGAGCCUAACUUUAGGCCCAUAUCCACUCCUGUCUGUAGAAAAUGGAGAAAACGACCCAGCUGAAAAUCUUCCGUAGGAGCAUUCUUGGCUUCACACCAAGAUACAUAUUUCAUCCAGAUACGGUGAUAAUGCUUCGCCGUUACCUCCUUCCUAGCUUUGAUUAGAGUAGGGAUGACUUCCCCCGGAAUACCUUUCCUAGCUAGGAUUUGGUGUUCAACCGCCAUGCCGUCAAACGUAACCGCGGUAAGUCUUGGAACACACAGGGCCCCUGUUGCAACAGGUCAUCCCUGGGAGGAAGAGGCCACGGAUCUUCUGUGAUCAUUUCCUGAAGAUCUGAAUACCAGGCCCUUCGAGGCCAAUCUGGAACAAUGAGUAUUGUCUGCACUCUUGUUCGUCUUAUGAUUCUCAAUAUUUUUGAGAUAAGUGGAAGUGGAGGGAACACAUAGACCAACUGAAACACCCACGGUGUCACCAGGGCGGCCACCGCCACUGCCUGAGGGUCCCUCAACCUGGAACAAUAUGUCCGAAGCUUUCUGUUGAGGCGUGACGCCAUCAUGUCUAUUUGAGGAAGUCCCCAACGACUUGUUACCUCUGCAAAGACCUCUUUAUGAAGUCCCCACUCUCCUGGAUGGAGAUCGUGUCUGCUGAGGAAGUCUGCUUUCCAGUUGUCUACUCCCGGAAUGAAGACCGCUGACAGAGCGCUUACAUGAUUUUCCGCCCCGCGAAGAAUCCUGGUGGCUUCUGCCAUUGCUGCUCUGCUCCUUGUCCCGCCCUGACGGUUCACAUGCGCCACGGCUGUGACGUUGUCUGACUGGAUCAGAACAGGUAGGUUGCUAAGAAGAUUCUGCGCCUGUUGCAGGCCAUUGUAUAUGGCCCUUAAUUCCAGCACAUUGAUGUGUAGACAAGCCUCCUGGCUUGACCAUAUUCUCUGAAAAUUUUUUCCUUGUGUGACUGCUCCCCAUCCUCGGAGGCUCGCGUCCGUGGUCACAGUAACCCAAUCUUGAAUGCUGAACCUGCGACCCUCUAGAAGGUGAGCACUCUGGAGCUACCACAGGAGAGAGACCCUGGCCCUGGGGGGCAGGCUUAUCCUCCGAUGCAUCUGUAGAUGGGACCCUGACCACUUGUCCAGAAGAUCCCACUAAAAAGUUCUCGCAUGGAACCUGCCGAACGGAAUGGCCUCGUAGGCCGCCACCAUCUUUCCCAAUACUUGAGUGCAUUGAUGAACUGACACUCUUUUUGGUUUCAGCAGGUCCUUGACCAUGUUCUGGAGUUCCUGGGCUUUUUCCAUUGGGAGAAAAACCCUCUUUUUUUCCGUGUCCAGAAUCAUGCCCAAAAAUGACAGCCGAGUUGUCGGAACCAACUGCGACUUUGGUAGAUUUAGAAUCCAGCCGUGUUGUAGUACUCUCAGGGAGAGAGACACGCUUGUUAGUAACUGAUCUCUUGAUCUUGCCUUUAUCAGGAGAUCGUCCAAGUAUGGGAUAAUUGUGACCCCCUGCUUGCGCAGGAGCACCAUCAUUUCCACCAUUACCUUGGUGAAAAUUCUCGGGGCCGUGGAAAGCCCAAACGGCAAUGUCUGAAACUGGUAAUGACAAUCCUGUACAGCGAAUCUCAGGUACGCCUGAUGAGGAGGAUAUAUGGGGACAUGAAGGUAUGCAUCCUUUAUGUCUAGUGACACCAUAAAAUCCCCCCCUUCCAGGCUGGAGAUUACUGCCCGGAGAGAUUCCAUCUUGAAUUUGAACCUCUUCAAAUAUAGGUUUAGGGAUUUUAGAUUCAGAAAUGGUCUGACCGAGCCAUCUGGCUUCGGGACCACAAAUAGGGUUGAAUAAAACCCUUUCCCCUGUUGCACUAGGGGAACCUUGAUAAUCACUUGCUGUUGACACAGCUUUUGUAUGGCAGCUGAAACUAUUUCCCUCUCUGGGGGGAGAAGUUGGCAAGGCCGAUUUGAGAAAUCGGUGUGGAGGCACAUCUUCGAACUCCAGUUUGUAGCCUUGGGAUACAAUUUCGACCACCCAAGGAUCCAAAUCCGACUGAACCCAGACAUGGCAUUGGCUCUUGAAUCCAAAAGCCCAAUAUCUCUCACAGCCUCUCUCAUAUAUAACGCUGCGUCCUUGAUGUGACCUAAGGUUAACAAAAUACUAUCUUUAUCUAGGGUGUCAAUGUCAGAUGACAAGUUAUCUGAUCAAGUCACAAUUGCGCUACCCACCCAUGCCGACGCUACUGCAGGUCUGAGCAGGGCUCCCGUAGUCGCAUAAAUUGAUUUUAAGGUAGUUUCGUGCCUGCGAUCCGCAGGAUCCUUUAGGGCCGCCGUGUCCAGGUACGGUAGUGCCACCUUUUUGGACAAGCGCGUCAAGGCCUUGUCCACCGUGGGCGAGGAUUCCCACCGUAACCUGUCCUUUGAGGGGAAAGGAUACGCCAUAAUAAUUCUCUUGGGAACCUGCAGUCUCUUGUCUGGAGUUUCCCAAGCCUUCUCAAAUAAAGCGUUCAGCUCAUGAGAUGGGGGAAACGUUACUUCAGGUUUCUUUUCCUUAAACAUGGCGACCCUCGUGUCAGGGACAGAGGGGUCCUCUGUGAUAUGCAAAACAUCUUUUAUUGCAAUAAUCAUAUAUUGAAUACUCUUGGCCACCCUUGGGUGUAACCUUGCAUCAUCAUAUUCGACACUGGAGUCAGAAUCCGUGUCGGUAUCAGUGUCUGCUAUCUGGGAAAAGGGACGUUUAUGGGACCCUGAAGGGCCUUGUGACACCGCCAAAGCCAUGGAUUGACUCCCUGCUUUGUCCUUGGACUCUGCUUUGUCCAAUCUCUUAUGUAAUAAAGUCACAUUAGCAUUUAAAACAUUCCACAUGUACAACCAAUCAGGUGUCGGCUGUGCCGACGGAGACACCACCACCAUCUGCUCUGCAUCCUCCCUAGACGAGCCUUCCGCUUCAGACAUGUCGACACACACGUACUGACACCCCCACACACACUGGGAUAUCUGAAUAUGGGGACAGACCCACAAUAAGGCCCUUUGGAGAGACAGAGAGAGAGUAUGCCAUCUUACACCCAGCGCCACUGGAUACUGAAACGGAGUCCCAGCCUGUAAAGCGCAUUAUAUACACAAUUUAGCACCAAAUAAACGUGCCCCUCCCCCUCCCCUCAUUUUUGCCCCGUUACUUGUACAGCAGGGGAGAGUCCGGGAGCAGCUUGCUGUGGAGAAAAUGGCGCUGGUUAGUGCUGGAGGAUCAAGCUCCGCCCCCUCGACGGCGGGCUUCGGUCCCGCUCUUUUUCUUUAUACUGGCAGGGGAUUUAUUAUAUACUGCCUCUGCAGUAUCUAUUUAUGUGCCAGUCUUAUUUGAGGUAAUUAUUGCUGCCCAGGGCACCCUCCCUGCGCCCUGCACCCUUGCUGUGCCUUGUGUGUGAGCUGGGAGGAAUGGCGCGCAGCGCGACCGCUGUGCGGUACCUCAUGAAGAACUGAAGUCUUCUGCUGCCUUUGAAGUCUUCUUGCUUCCUAUACUUACCCAGCUUCUGUCUUCCGGCUCUGUGAGGAGGACGGCGGCGCGGCUCCGGGACGAACAGCAAGGACGACACCUUUGUUCCGACCAUCUCGAGCUAAUGGUGUCCAGUAGCCUAAGAAGCAGAGCCUAUCAUUUAAGUAGGGCUGCUUCUCUCCCCUCAGUCCCACGAAGCAGGGAGCCUGUUGCCAGCAGUGCUCCCUGAAAAUAAAAAACCUAACAAAAGUCUUUUCAGAGAAACUCAGUAGAGCUCCCCUGCAGUGCAUCAAGUCUCCUCUGGGCACAGGAUCUAACUGAGGUCUGGAGGAGGGGCAUAGAGGGAGGAGCCAGUUCACACCCAUCUAAAGUCUUAGAGUGCCCAUGUCUCCUGCGGAGCCCGUCUAUACCCCAUGGUCCUUACGUAGUCCCCAGCAUCCUCUAGGACGUAAGAGAAAUAUAUAUCUAUUUCUAUAUACACACACACUAGCUGAAGUAACCGGCGUUGUCCGGGUUAAAUCUUCCAGUUAUUAAGUUAUCAAUGAGUUGGAUGUAACCGUCAACAUUGUAAUAAUAAUUAUCAGCUCUUCCAAAACACCCAUGAGGUGGCCGCCGAGUGUCGUGUUUUGUGAUGUGGGGGGGAGGGGAAGGGGAAGGGGGAGGUCACCGGUAGCCCUGACCCCCAGAUUUCCUUUCCGUUCAGUUUUAUAAUCACUUUUACAUUGCGGGGUGGGUGUAAAGUUUUCCUUCUGUUAUCAAUGUUGCUACUCCAAGGCUUUUGGGUACCAACAUUUGUGGUCUUCCAGCCUGAAUUUCAGUCCGUUAUUUCAGGUCAUGGAAUUCUGGUUGUGUUAUUACAGUUCUCUAAAGUUUUCAUCCAAAUCCAUCCAGUGGAAGGCUCAGAAUAGGCUCUCCGGGUCAAAGUUCUGUCUGGUGUCCACCAAUGGGAGGUCCGACCGGGACCCUAACCCCCCCUAAAACCUGGUCCUGGACCACCUCGCAUUGGUUUCAUCCCUACCGGUGCAGGGGUAUCCAAAUGCAUAACCAGACAGACAAACAGAAUAAUAAAUUAAUUAUAUAUACAUGCGAUACUAGGAUACACAGCACAGGAUAUUUGUGAUUGGAAAUGAUAGGAAUCAUCUGUCGAUUUUGAUUCCAUAAAUAUCACACGCUUAUCUUCCAUGACUGGCCAGGCAUUUUCGGCUAUGAGUUCAUAUUAGGUUACUCAUUUUUAACCGAUGUAAGUGUCCCAGAGCAAUCGUAUCUACUGAUUUUUGAUGUUAACUACUCAAAUGAGAUAUACCCCUGAUGAAGUCUCUGUGAGAGACGAAACGCGUUAGAUUACCAGUCUUGUUGUGAUGUGACCUCCAGUCUACAAUCUUAGAAGGAGGAGUUUGUGAAAGAAAUAUCUGUACACUUGCUCUUAUGUGGACCACCACUGGAUGCUAGUGGUGGAUGAAACGUUUUAUGAACAUUUAUACCAUUACAGUUUCAGAUGGUUUUAUAUAAAUUUUAAUAAAUUUGUAUAUUGGAACCUA